Molecule: messenger RNA, 1902 nt
Organism: Phalaenopsis equestris
Lineage: Eukaryota; Viridiplantae; Streptophyta; Magnoliopsida; Asparagales; Orchidaceae
Product: DEAD-box ATP-dependent RNA helicase 36
Exons: 8
Coding region: 315-1751 (478 amino acids)
Molecular function (GO): ATP binding; nucleic acid binding; RNA helicase activity
Source: RefSeq, a predicted model, not a curated record
ACCCUCGCGUACAUCACUCCGCCUCUCUCGGUCUCGCAGAAAAACCCCUUCGCCUCUACCAAUUUCUCCCAAAACCAUAGCCUUCGUGACCUAAUCACCGCGCGAUUAGAGCUAGCUGGGAAGCAUCGGCGGAGCAGCAGCGUGAGAAGCAGAAGAGGAGUUCGUCAGACUCGCGGAUUUCCUUAAUCCGCUCAUUGCCAGGAUUUACAAAUUCAGGAUUUAAAGCCAAGCGGUGGAGAAGUUUAAUUGAGUAAGAUUAAAAAUGCUCUUUUUGAUCCCAUUCCAUAACCAUUUAACCAAGUAGCCCUCUAGCAAUGGAGGAAAAACCAUUCCAGCUAUUCUCCAGCAAAUCCAAGUCUCCUCUGAAAGCCGUAGACUCCACCUUGCAACAUAUUUCCUCGACUAGAAAGAUCGUUCAUGCCGAUCACGGUGAUCCACAUGCCGAUGCAUCUAGCAUCGUCGGCUUCACUGAGCUUGGGCUUUCUAAGUGGGCUGUUGACACUUGUUUAGAGCUUGGAAUGCGGCGGCCAACUCCAGUGCAGCGCAACUGCAUCCCACGUAUACUAGCUGGCGAUGACGUUCUCGGCAUAGCUCAGACAGGGAGCGGCAAGACGGCGGCCUUCGCUCUGCCAAUCCUGCAACGUCUCGCUAUGGAGCCCUACGGUGUAUUUGCCCUAGUUCUCACUCCGACACGUGAGCUAGCGUGCCAACUCGCUGAGCAGUUCCGUGCGCUCGGAUCGUCACUGCAAUUGCGGUGCACGCUAAUUGUUGGCGGGAUGGACAUGAUCGGUCAGGCGCGGGCUCUUGCUUUGAGACCUCAUGUAGUGGUUGCGACCCCUGGGAGCGAAAUGGUACUCGAAGAAGAAGAAAAAAUUCCUGCUGUCUUCUCUAAGACCAAGUUUCUCGUUCUGGAUGAGGCGGAUAGAGUUUUGGAUGUUGGUUUUGAGGAGGAACUAAGGCUAAUUUUUAAGUAUUUGCCUACAAGUCGGCAGACUCUUUUAUUUUCUGCAACCAUGACAAGUGAGCUGCAAGCGUUGCUUGAGAUAUCUGCAAAUAGAUCAUACUUUUUUGAGGCAUAUGAAGGUUUUAAAACAGUUGAAUCUCUCAAACAACAAUACAUCUUUAUUCCUAGGAAUGUGAAGGAGGUCUAUCUCAUCCAUGUACUGUCAAAAAUGGAGGAUAUGGGCAUUAGAUCUGUCAUGAUAUUCGUUUCUACAUGCAGGGGUUGUCAUUUUUUGAGCUUGUUAUUGGAAGAACUGGAUCAACCUGCAGUUGCUUUACACUCUCAUAAGUCUCAGGCUCUCCGUCUCUCUGCAUUGAAUAAAUUUAAAUCGGGACAGGUUCCUAUUUUGCUUGCUACAGAUGUAGCUAACCGAGGCCUGGAUAUUCCAACGGUAGAUCUUGUCAUUAACUAUGAUAUUCCAAGGUAUCCACGGGACUAUGUACACCGUGUAGGUCGUACUGCCAGGGCAGGCAGAGGAGGCAUUGCCCUAAGCUUCAUAACACAGAAUGAUGUAGAUCUUAUUCACGAGAUUGAGACUGCUGUUGGAAAACAAUUGGAUCUAUUUGAAUGCGAAGAGAAGGAGGUGCUUGAGGAUAUCACCAAGGUGUACAAAGCCAGGCGUGUUGCUAGAAUGAAGAUGAAUGAUGAUGGAUUUGAAGAAAAGGCCAAAGAAAGAAAAGCAUGUAAGAUGAAGGCAUUAGAAGAGAAGGGCUUGCUGAAGAAAAGGAAAUAUAAAUCUAAAGAGUGAAAUUUCUUAUAUGGUUUGUAUUCUGUGCUCUGAUGAGUUUUAUUAACAAUUUUGUAGCCUUGUUUGUUUUAGUUAAAGCUAUUUAUUUAUCACAUGUUCGUGUACUAGAUUCUGUACAAUUAUCAUUAUAACUAUAUUCAUUAACUUCUAA